UGCAGUGUGAGGCACAGAGCACUCCUGAAAUUAUUGGAUGAGUCUGACCAGGAUCACUUUUCUUUGUUUUCUUUGGAAAUACUUUAUUUUCUUAGCAUUUCAGAAGAUUACAACGUCUUACCAUUCAGGUUCCCAGACUUUUACCGAACUGAUUUCCUUUUCAAGCAUAACAACCACGACUUCCUGUAUUGCUACAAAUCUCAAGAUCUGGGCCUCCUGCUGAAGAGACUGCUAAGAAGGUUCACCUAUCAUUUGAAAGAUGGCAAGUACAUUCAAGAAAAUUGUUCUUCUGCAAGGCUUAUAUCCCAUCAGUGAUUUUCAUUUUAGAACAAUAAAGUCCUUACUGGCUCCUCGGUUAAAACUGAAUGGAAGCAAGCAAGAUGAAUACGACAAAAUUAAAUUAGCUGACCUGAUGGCAGAGAAGUUCAAAAGUGAUGCAGGACUGGGAAAACUGAUAACACUUUUCAAAGACAUACCGGGUCUGGAGAGCACUGCUGACCUUCUUAAAAAAGAGAAGGCAAAAGUAUUAGGUAAAAUGAAAUGCAAAGGAAAAGUCAAGAAUACAGGGAAAAGACGCAAGCAGGAUGAAUCCAGUACUGAGCAAAAUACACUCAUCACAGAUGGAGCUUUCGAACCAGAAUCAGUUAAGGAUGUGUCUCUGUCAAAGAGUUCAUCUAGGAUGAAAAAGCAAGAGACCGAUUGCCAGACACUACUGAAGAAGAAGAAAAAGAAAAAUUCAACCAAGAAAACAGAUGACUUGGGAAUAAACAUGGUAAAGCAGAACAUGGGCUUGAUUCCAGAAACUUCCACGAUCACCACAGGUCUGCAGAGCCCUCACAAGCCUCCACCCACCUCUUCCAGCAGCUCCUCAACAAAGGAAAAGAAAAACACAAUGACCAAAAUAGAUGACUCCAUUAAGAUAUUAGAGACUGGACGGCCCACGACUAGCGCACUUGCAACAGGGAGCUGUCCUCAAACUCUUCCGAAGCCUUCAGUCACGUCACUCAGCAGCCUCCAUACUCCUCAGAUGCUGCCAACACCACCCAACAGUGAGCAGUCUCCUCAGAUGCCUUUAGCAACGCUGUCCGCCACUCGGCACACUCCACAAACAUCAUCCAGAAGUCUCCAGAAUCUCCAGCUACCUCCAGCAACACCGUGCAGCAGUCAGCAGACUCCCCAGAUCCCUCCAGCAAAACUAUCUAGUAGUCCUCAGACUCCACAAAUGCUUACAUCAAUAUCCUCCGGAAGUCUACAGACUUCUCAGACACGUCCAGUAACCCCAUCUUAUGGUCUCCAGACUCCUGAGAUGGCGGCAACACCAUCCAGCACUGUCCAGAUUGCUUGGUUGUGUCCAGCAACACCCUCCAGCAGUCUCCGGAUUCCACAGACGACUCUAGCAGCUUCCAGCAGUCCGCAGACUCCUCAGAAGCCUCCGAAAACACCAUCCAGCAGGCUUCAAACUCAGAGGCCUCCAAAAACACCAUCCAACAGUCUGCAGACUCAUCAGAUCCCUCUACCACCAUCCAGCAGUCUGCAGAUUCCUCAGAAGCCUCCAAAAACACCAUCCAACAGUCUGCAGACUCCUAAGAUCCCUCUACCACCAGCCAGCAGUCUCCAGACUCCUCAAGUAUCUCCAGCAUCAUCCAUAAAUCUCCAGACUCCACAGAUGCUUCCAGAAACAACAUCCAGCGAUCACUUACCCACGAAAAUGGUGAGGGGAGAGUGCAUUUUUUAUGAAAUAGAAGAUAACACAGGAAAGAUGGAAGUACUGGUACAUGGACGACUGACCAAUAUCUACUGUGAGGAAGGUGAUAAACUUCACCUUACUUGUUUUGAAUUGGCCUCAAGUAUGAAUAGCCGGCAGCUGAGAUGUUUAUAUCAUAGUCACCUCAAGGUCAUCAAAGCCAAGAAAAAGCAGAUACAGCCACUGAAUUCUGACUCAAAUGUGGAAACUUUACUGGAGUCCUAAAAACCUGGAUGCCACUGACAAUGAUGUUGAAGUAAAUAAGAUCCAAGUUUAGGAAGAAAGUAUAUGUAAACACCAGCUCUGAGCUGGUCAUGGUGGUACAUGCCUAAAAUAUCAGCACUUUGGGAAGCUGAAGAAGAAGGACCAAAAUUUCAAACCCAGACCAGGCACUUUAGAGACUUAGCAAGAUCCCACUUCAAAAAAAAAGCUUGUUUUAAAGUGUCAAUGCAAAGAUCCUGGAUUCAUCCCCCAGUAUCACCACCAAAAACAAAUAAAAGACAAACAACACAGAAUACGGUCAGAAACAAAAGAAAAAAACAAACACAGGAGGAAA
Messenger RNA from Chinchilla lanigera (long-tailed chinchilla), 2300 nucleotides. It is a transcript of the gene Ifi16, whose product is annotated as interferon, gamma-inducible protein 16. The record is from RefSeq and is a predicted model, not a curated record. The coding region runs from base 260 to 1969 and encodes 569 amino acids. Gene Ontology annotation, biological process: cellular response to interferon-beta; activation of innate immune response. The transcript is spliced from 8 exons. NCBI's taxonomy places the organism in Eukaryota, Metazoa, Chordata, Mammalia, Rodentia, Chinchillidae. Gene Ontology annotation, molecular function: double-stranded DNA binding.